UGAUGGGAAGCCACGAUGGACAAGGCCAUGUAAUGAACCAACACAUGGCUUCCCGAGGAUCGUGAAUAGAUAACGGCUUUAUAACUUGGCGCCGCACUCUGAAGAGCCAUUGGGAAGCGGUAUUUGGUGGAAGAAGGAAGGGACCACUUGCUGAAUACCAACCAUGAAGUAUAUUUUGUUUUACUUAGCGGCCUUCGUGACAGCCUGUGCUGCUGCAGACCUCGGUUAUGUUGAAAACUUCCACGUUAAGGAAUUCGGGACUGGUUACAUAAAGGUUGCAUGGGAUUUCAUCGACGGCGACACCAAUUUUCCUCUGCAUAAAUACUCGCUAACCAUUGACUCCGACUUGACAAGCGAAUUCAAAUGCAGCUCAUCGAGUUGUUCCAGGAUUAUAGAAGACCUGGACGCCUGCAUUGAACAUGUAUUCGACCUGGUGCCAAUAUUCUACACCCCAACGGGUGAUGAUACGAACGGACAACUCGCCACCACCACCGGAUACACCACAGAUGAGAUCCCGGGCGCGGUGAGCAAUAUCAUGGUGACGGCCGAUACCGACGCUGCGACAAGCUUUAAGUGGAACCAACCAAUUGUGAACUCAAGGUGCGUCGACGCUUACAGCGUGUGCUACCGCCUGGACGGGGAGACAGAUAACCCUUGUGUGGAGUCCAACUCAACGACAGUCACCGUGAAGAAUAUGUCUGCCUGCGCCACUUACCACGUCACCGUGACUCCCUUGACUCCGUCCAGGAAGGAAGGACCAACGAUAGAACACGUGUUCAAGACCCACGAUGGAGUGCCCGGCAAACCCGAGGACGUGCAUGUGGGACUCAUUACUCCGGAAACCAUCCAACUCCUGUGGAACAAUCCAUCAGAUAACUUCCUCUGCUUGGAGAGGUUCCGCAUCACCAUCGGAGAGACACACGCAAAGAUAGUGAGGCCUGCGAUGAGGGCAGUUUCAGGUUACGACAAUGAGUUUACAUUCACUCCACUUUUCCCGUGUACCAAUUACACAAUCGACAUCUGCUCGGCUAAUGAGGCCGAGAUGACUAGCGACAAGGUCAUCAUGUUCGCCGCCACCGAGGAGACAGACCCACUGGCGCCACCCACUGUCACGGUGACUCCCAGCGGACCCGACACCAUCAAAGUAAGCUGGGGCGACAACGAGAACGACCGCUGUUCAGGGAGCUUCGAAGUGUGUUGGUAUGAUGGCGUGCACCCUGUGGAGCAAUGUCAGGAAGUUGGAGGUGACGGUGACAACAACCUAGUCGUACAUGAUCUUCUACCGUGUAGCAAUUACGACUUUUCAGUCACCGUGCACUCUCCCAGUGGCACCUUCGUUAGUAAUUCCACUUUCAACUCUACUUCCACCGAAGAUGUCCGUCCUGGCCCCGUGGUGAAUCUACACGUUGUCGACGUCGACGUGACGGAAAUGACGGUGAGGUGCGAACCGCCAGCUGUUGAUCCUCAGUGCGCGAAGGAAGUCAUCACCAGAGUCAUUGACGAAAACGCUAAGUCACAACGGGUUGUAAGGAAGUCCAAUUUUGAGGAAACCAUCUACGGACUGGAGCCAUGCACCGAUUACAGAAUUCUAGUCAGCACAAAAUCCUCAAGCGGCCUCCAGUCCGAAGAGAGAGAAACAAGAGACAGGACCUUGGAUGCCAUACCCUCAGAACCGCAAGCGUUUAAUGUCACCGAUGUUACGACCACCUCCGUCACUCUUCAUUGGUUCCGGCCAGCCACUAACCCACGCUGCGCCACCGAUUACGCCCUGGAGUGGGCGGGCAACCUUGACACUGGCAACAUCACAAUAAGUGACACUUCCUCAUUCAAGAUAGUGUACGUCGUAGACGGUCUGCAGUCCUGCACAAACUAUAUCUUCACGCUCAACGCAGAAUCGUCAGAUGGAUCAGGUCCUGCAACCACCCUCACACAGAAGACGGAUUGCUGAUGAAUGUUAAUUCUUCAUUUCAUAUCAAUCGACGAAAGCCAUGGAUAACAUCCCAGCAUAAACAACAACUUACAGUAAGCUUCACUGCACUCUGAUGAAAUAUUCAUCCUGUGAACCUGAAAAUUAUUUACAGUAAUGAGUAAAGUUAGUUUUAACAAUUAAUAUUUUAUAAAUUAUUAUUGUGUGUACCGCUGCUACCAUCACUAUUGUAAUUACUUUACUACUACUAUUACUACUACUUCUACUACUUAUGCUACUACUACUACUACUACUACUACUACUACUACUACUACUACUAUUUAUGCAACAACAGCUACAACAACAUCAGUCACCAUUAUCACCACCACUACCACACUACUACUACUACUACUACUACUACUACUACUACUACUACUACUACUACUACUACUACUACUACUAUACUUACCUACCGAUCUUGUUAUGCUUCAUGUUAUAACUUUAUAUUAGAAUAUGUGUGUCUCGUUGACUACGUAUAGUGACAGUUAUUUUAACCUGGUAGCUUACCGAGAUCCAGCACGGCCUCUUGUUUGGCCAGGUUAAUAGGUCAAGUCUGAGCUAAAAAAAAAAAAAAAAUAAUAAUAAUAAUAAUAAUAAAAUAAAAAAAAUAUUU
This is a messenger RNA of Scylla paramamosain (green mud crab), 2579 nucleotides long. Its product is annotated as phosphatidylinositol phosphatase PTPRQ-like. Gene Ontology annotation, molecular function: protein binding. The transcript has 9 exons. The coding region runs from base 164 to 1948 and encodes 594 amino acids. The record is from RefSeq and is a predicted model, not a curated record. NCBI's taxonomy places the organism in Eukaryota, Metazoa, Arthropoda, Malacostraca, Decapoda, Portunidae.